GAUACAUUGUGGAAGUAAGGUGAGUUAUUUUUUAUUGAGAAUUUGAAGUAUUUUUUAUUCCUUAGAGCGGUAUUAAAUAUUGUCAUAUAAACUCUAAUUCCGCCAUGACUGUUAUUUGGCAAGAUGUUCAUCUUACUGCUGAAGCUUGGGCCGCCUUUGGUUUCACCUGUAGAUCUUAGAUUAGAUGACGUCAUUUCAAGACGUCUUUUGGUUGGCCAGCUGUGAACUUCAUGAAAAGGAGAAAACGUUAAAUAGCGUGAAAACUCAACAAAUUUUUAUAUUCUUCGGCGACAAUGAUAUCUGCGGUGAGCUUUUUUAUUUUCCUUACUUCGACGAUUCUCCAUAUCUUCGUCACCUCUGCUGCAUCUGGACCUAAUAUCUUAUUUGUUUUUGUGGAUGAUCUUGGAUGGAGUGAUGUAGGCUUCCAUGGUUCGAAAAUUCAAACCCCAAAUGUUGACAAAUUGGCUAAGGAAGGAGUAAUUCUGGAUAAUUACUACGUCCAACCUAUGUGCUCUCCAUCCAGAGCAGCAUUGAUGUCUGGAAAAUACCCGAUUCACCUUGGAAUGCAGCAUGGAGUUAUUCGUAGUGAGUCUCCAUUUGGUCUGCCGUUAAAUAUCACCACACUGCCCCAAAAGCUCAAGGAAGUUGGAUACAGCACCCAUAUGGUAGGCAAGUGGCAUCUUGGUUUCUACAACUGGGACAGUACUCCUACCUACCGAGGUUUUGAUACCUUUUAUGGAUUUUACAAUGGCGAUGAGGAUCAUUACACACAUGUUGUUGAUGAUUUUCUUGAUUUCAGAGACAAUGAAGAAAUUGUCAGGGAUAUGAAUGGGACAUACUCUGUUAAUGCUUUUACAGAGCGAGCUGAGCAUGUCGUCAAAUCACAUGAUGCAUCAGAUGGUCCUCUUUUCCUUUACAUGGCAUUCCAAAAUGUCCACUCUCCAGUCCAAGCACCUAAACAAUAUGUAGAUAAGUACUCCUUUAUAGAUGACACAAUAAGACAGACUUAUGCUGGGAUGGUGGAUAUCAUGGAUGAAGCAGUUGGUAAUAUAACAGGCGCUUUUAAAGAAGCAGGGUUAUGGGACAACACCUUGAUGAUCUUCAGUACUGACAAUGGAGGGGUCCCAAAACAUGGUGGAUAUGACUACCCCCUGAGAGGACGUAAGGGCACUCUGUGGGAAGGAGGAAUCAGAGGGGUGGGGUUCGUACAUGGAAAAAUGCUGUCUAGAAGUGGGGUGAAAUCUACUGGGCUGAUUCACGUGACUGACUGGUACCCAACAUUGGUUAAUCUUGCUGGUGGUCAUCUUAAUCACGAAGAUCAGCCCCUCGACGGUUAUGAUGUUUGGAAAACCAUUUCAAAUGGCGAGGCCUCUCCACGUACAGAGAUCCUUCACAAUAUAGACAUUCCCAUUUUCCCCAAUGAACUCGGUUUUGCGUAUCAAGGCAUUGGUCUUCGUGUAGGAGACAUGAAACUUUUGAUGGGAGUUCCCAAUAUCUCGUACUUCAUCCCUCCGGAAGAGAAGAAUUCUUCUAAAGUGGACUCGCUGACCGACUUGCUACAGGAUGCGAAAGAUGUGAGUGUGAGAUAUUGA
Pocillopora damicornis (cauliflower coral) is the source of this 1592-nucleotide messenger RNA. Its product is annotated as arylsulfatase B. The record is from RefSeq and is a predicted model, not a curated record. Lineage: Eukaryota; Metazoa; Cnidaria; Anthozoa; Scleractinia; Pocilloporidae. Gene Ontology annotation, molecular function: sulfuric ester hydrolase activity.